Molecule: messenger RNA, 5536 nt
Organism: Cynoglossus semilaevis (tongue sole)
Lineage: Eukaryota; Metazoa; Chordata; Actinopteri; Pleuronectiformes; Cynoglossidae
Product: zinc finger FYVE domain-containing protein 1-like
Exons: 11
Coding region: 973-3342 (789 amino acids)
Biological process (GO): lipid droplet formation
Cellular component (GO): lipid droplet
Molecular function (GO): phosphatidylinositol-3,4,5-trisphosphate binding; phosphatidylinositol-3-phosphate binding; zinc ion binding
Source: RefSeq, a predicted model, not a curated record
CGGUGUCCUUGUGACUGAAAAUAAUCUGAUCAGCUGAUCUGACCUGGCAACAAAAUAACGCAGCCAGAGCAGCGGUCUGCCAGGGAGGGGGCUGAAGAACAAAACAAUGACACCGCUCGGACGCAUUCAAAGACAGUAACACUUGUUUUUUUAUAAGAGUAUUUUUAAAAAGACUUUUAAACGAAAUAAGGUGAAUGAACGACUUAAAAGAAUCCACUGAUGUGUCGAGCUUUGUGACGUCGAUGGUCGUUGUUUUUGUUGAUGUGUUUCUUGCAGCUCAGAGGGGAGGCUAGCUGCUUAUUUUGGACGGAUAUGCACUGAAACGGUCCUUUCUCUCCCUGGUCACAGCUUUUUAUUUUGGGUAAACUUGAAAGUGUCCGUCAGCAGCAGCUUGUUAGCAAGUAUUCCUCCUCGGUAAGGAAUAUUUUUUUGCCGAGUUUUUACCGAUCAGCUGUUGACGCUCCGUUAGCCUGUUGUUAGCGGUGACAUUUGCACAGUCGUCUUUUCAGGGAGUGUUUAUUUUGUUGUUGUCUCGUUUGACUGAGAUUAUCACCACAGGUUUCUGUUCGUGUCGUUAAUGUAGGACUAAGGUCAGAUGUGCUACAGUUUAUGUUGCGGCUAAUUGCUAACUUUGAUGCGCGAACAAGUGAGCCGCUCGUCAACAAUAAGUAUCUGUAAAUUGAGGCAACGACGUUAUCCAUAUCACUGCCUUAAAUUCACUUGCACUAAAUGGUACUUUAAAAUAUAUCAUUCUCGAGAUGCAAAAUUAAUUUAAUAAUAUAUUCUGCUUAUUUCUUCCUCUGAACAGGCAGCUGUUAUUUUUUUUUAUUAAGGGUGUUUUGCCAUUUCACCUGCCAGUGUUACAUAAUGUUGUGCAAUUUCACUGCUCUCUAGUUGAAAAUAGCUGGUGUUCUUGUUAAAGCUGUUCCAAAUAGUACAGCUGUGUGCUCAAGUGAAACCCGGUAGGAAACGAUGAGUGGCCAUGGCUCAUCUACAGAAAAAGGAGUUAAUACAAGUCUGAUAUGUCAGGAAAGUUAUGUCUUGGGCGGCUCUGAGGAGGCUGCGUUUGAGUGUGAUGAAUGCAAAAGCCUGCAGUGUGUUCGCUGUGACCUCGAGCUCCACAGCCAGGAGAAUUUGGAGAACCAUGAACGAGUUCAGAUCGGCCCCGGGCACGUCCCCUACUGUGACAACUGUAAAGGAGGCAAUAAAGACAAUGGCAAACGCCACAGGUCCGUGGUCCGAUGCCAGACGUGCAAACUCAACCUGUGCCAAGACUGCCAGAAACGCACCCACAGCGGUGGCGGCAAGAAGAAACACCUGCUGACGUCGUCCCCGCCACCACCGAAAGCCACCAAAGCAACAGAAGUCAGCUGUGUCCAAGCAUCUGUUCAGCCCCCCGUUCAAAUAGUGGAUGACAUCACAUCCCGCAGAGCCAAACUUCUGGAGAAGGUUUUCAGUUUUCUCUUGGUGGAUGAGAAGGAGGACAUGCAGAUCAAAGAUGAAGACUUGUUUGUGAAGCGACUGAGCUGCUGCUCUGACCAGCUGCUGAAGGUGGUGUCCAUCUUCGGAAACACCGGCGAAGGCAAAUCUCACACCCUGAAUCACACAUUCUUCAUGGGGAGAGAGGUGUUCAAGACUUCUCCCACACAAGAAUCCUGUACGGUGGGCGUGUGGGCGGCGUUCGACCCUGUCCACAACGUGGUGGUCAUCGACACGGAGGGUCUGCUGGGAAACAGCUCCAAACACGGCCAAAGGAUCCGUCUCUUACUGAAGGUUCUGGCCAUUUCUGACCUCAUCAUUUAUCGCACCCACGCUGAUCGUCUCCACGACGACCUCUUCAAAUUCCUGGGGGACGCAUCUGAUGCCUACUUGAAGUAUUUCACCAAGGAGUUGAAGGCCACCACAGCUCGCUGUGGCCUGGACGUUCCGUUGUCCACCCUGGGUCCUACCGUGGUUAUUUUCCAUGAAACAGUUCACACCAAGUUACUUGGCUCAGAUAAUUCUUCAGAGUCGGUGGACAGGCUGCUGCUGGAGCGCUUCCGAAAGCUGUCCCGUUUUCCCGAGGCCUUCAGUUCUGUGCACUACGUGGGCACCCAGACCCUCAACCCACCGACUGACUUCCGUGGCCUGCAGAAUAAACUUGAGCAGCUGCUGAACAACAACAGCACCCGAUCCCCACGUUCCCCUGUGGUCAUCUUUAAAGCAAUGGAGGCUCUAAGUGAGCGCUUCAGCGGUGAAAUUUCAGGCGACCAGGUCUCUCACAGCUGCUUCUUCCCUGAUGAAUACUUUACCUGCUCCAGCCUGUGCCUCAGUUGUGGGUCUGGCUGCAAGAACAGCAUGAACCAUACAGCAGAGGGCGUGUGCCAUAAGGCCAAGCAUCGCUGUCGUUACAACGCUCAGUAUGAUAAUCACAUUUACACCUGUAAGGCUUGCUACGAAGGAGGAAAGGAAGUGAUAGUUGUCCCAAAGACCUCAGCCUCUUCAGACUCUCCAUGGAUGGGCCUGGCCAAAUACGCCUGGUCUGGGUAUGUAAUCGAAUGUCCCAAUUGUGGAGUGAUAUAUCGGAGUCGUCAGUUUUGGUACGGGAACCAGGACCCUGUGGAUACAGUUGUCCGCACUGAGAUCCAGCAUGUGUGGCCAGGGUCUGAUGGCUUUUUAAAGGACAACAGCAACGCCGCACAACGUCUUCUGGAUGGGGUCAACCUGGUGGCCCAGUCCGUGUCAGAGCUCAGUGUCAAACCUGCCAAGGCCGUCACAUCUUGGCUGACAGAUCAGAUCGCCCCGGCCUACUGGAAACCCAACUCCCUCAUCUUGGUGUGCCAUAAGUGUCACACAGUCUUCCAGGACAACGACACCAAGCAUCACUGCCGUGCCUGCGGGGAGGGCUUCUGCGACGGCUGCUCUUCCAAAGCUGCACCUGUCCCUGAGAAAGGCUGGGGUCUGACCCCUGUGAGGGUCUGUGACGUCUGCUUCGAGCAGAGAUCCUCCUUUGAAGAGCUGGCUGAUGCAGGUGUGGACGAGGAGGAAGGAGGAACUCUGGCCAGGAAGGUUGGAGAGGCCGUCACCAACACCAUCGGUGUUGUUGUCACUGCUAUUGACAUCCCACUUGGUCUGGUAAAAGACGCAGCUCGUCCUGCCUACUGGGUGCCGGACCAGGACAUUGUGUCCUGCAACAACUGCCAGCGUGAGUUCACUGCCAAACUGUCCAAGCAUCACUGCCGUGCCUGCGGUCAGGGGGUGUGUGACGACUGCUCCGCAGAACGCCGGUCGGUUCCAUCGCGGGGCUGGGACCACCCCGUGCGUGUCUGCACCGGCUGCAACCAGAAAGCUGGAGAACUUUAACAGGAAUGGCCUUCCUUCCACAGAAAACUGAAGAGAACCACACACACACACACACACACACACUCACCGACACCAACACACCCUCCGGCUCUCAGUCUUGACACCCCUUUACCUCCGUCACACCAAUGGUUCUGUCUCGUAUCUGUGGCGAGGAAGACUCUAGGCACAUAUUUUGAACAUUUAGGAGAUUUGGGAUUUUAGAAUUCCUGUGGCCUUUGUAGAACAGCCGGAACAUGAGAGCAUUAAGAACUGUUUCCACUCUGCAGUCCAUAUUUUGAUUAGAACUGUCCCAAAUCUCUAAUUUUACCUUUCCCUAUGGCUGUUGAGCUAUUUUUCUACUAUUAGAAAAUAUUUAAAAAAAAAACAAUGUAUUCUUCAAAUAAUACUAGAUAGUCAGAAAACCCUGUGGGGUUGGUGUGUUUAGUUCCCAGCAAUUCUAAAUAUUGAGCAAUGUUUCUCCGAUGUAGCGCGUGUAAUGGUAGGAUGGUAUACGAUAUCUGUGCAGGUGUAAAUCUGCAGGCUCCAUCGCAUGCUGUAUCGCAACAAUGUUUGUUUUUGCACUACGCCUUCUUUCAGCUGUUCUAGGCUGCCACUUACACGGCCAAACUCCAGAUACUCGGACCAUCAGGCCUUCUGGUCCCAGACUCGUGUCCGCGGUCCAGUUGACCUGCGUGUAUCUGUUGCGCCGAGUCAUUCAGGUUAACAUGUCUGUGGUGUUUGUGGUUGUAUGAAAACAUAGAAUCAUGCUAGAGGAGUGUAAAUGAAAGGAAAAAAAAAGUUAAAAAACAUUAAUGUAUUGAAGAAAAAAAAAUCUAUACGAAUAUAUACAUAUAUAUCUAUAUAAAUAUUAUAACUCAUGUCAUGCAUGAGAGUCGGGGAGAGAUCCAUGGCCUUUCAGGAGCAGAGGCUCAGAAUAAACCUCACUUUGUUGAUGUUAUCGUACUUUUAAGUUUUAAGUGUUCCAUGUUUUUGUUUUCUUGAGACCUUGAUUUUAAUGUUUCUUUUUUCUUUUUUGCCUAUGUGUUUAGAUGUAGUUUUGCGGUUGAGAACAAUUUCAAAAUGCGUCUUUAAACGUAUCAGUUUUAUGUGUUUUUGUUUACGCCUCCAGGAUGAAGAUGGAAUUCAGUUUUCAGUUUUUUGUCCAGCGCAUCAAAGAUCUCCGUUAUGUUACAUUUGCUAUUAGAUUACAUUGUAUAUUUUUUAGUAGUUUUUUUUUAAUUACUGUAUAUUUAUAUUAUACAUUGUAGCGAUCAUGUGUGAUGCCACCGUCGUUUGGAUGCAUUUUUGUCAGUGUUACACAUAAAAAAAAGCGUUGAAACGGGGCAACGACAAAAAAAGAAACAACCCAAAACGGAACCGUUUUUAGUGACUGAGAGCUUUAACUUCUUUAACUUUGCAUCAUUGCUGUUUAGUUGCUUUGUUAGGUAACGACACAUGUGGCGAUACAUUUAGUCACACAAGCACAAGCAGAAAAAAAGAAAAAAAGAAAAGACCUUGGUGGUUACUUGUAAGCUCUUGUAGAUAAAUUGUAUUCUUAUGUUGCUCCUUCCAUGAAAUGUUUUCGGUUCAGAUGUUGUUGUCAGCCUUGUCUCUGAAUAGAUAAAUCUGUCCCGACUGUUGCAUCAGAUAUAAUAGAUACAAACAUUGCACACAGUUGUCCUGUAGGAGGCUUCACUCCCAUGCUAACUAAGUUUGUUCAAUCAAACCUGUAUUGUCUCUGUCUUCUUUUGGACUCAGGUGUCAGUAUGAGCACUCUUCAUCCAGACACUACAGGUGGAGGCAGGAGCGUGUUGUUGUUGUUGUCUUUAUUAUUAUUAUUUUUUUGCUGUUGUUGCUUUUUUUAAACUUGAAAACAAAAACAAACUGACUGGUGGGUAUGUGGCUGAGAUUGGUGGAGGAUUUGCAUCUGAUUAAAGUUGUAUCUGCUGUUUCCUGUCACGGAAACACAGACUGGAGUCACAGCGCUGUCUGAAGUGUGUGUGAGUUUGUUGCUUCCAUGCUCUUUGUGUCCAUCCACCUGCUGUAACUGUGUGUAGGAGGAUGUGUGUGUGUUCUCAGCCUCUCUUCCACUCCUAUGCUAACAUUUUAGCCCCAUCAAAUAGGAGCCUGGGGGGGAGGGGGAGUAAUCUGCUUGGAGCUUAUGGACAGUGAUAAAUGAUUUAUAAUUUUUUUUUUAAUUAAAUAAUGAAACCGG